Molecule: messenger RNA, 777 nt
Organism: Cydia splendana
Lineage: Eukaryota; Metazoa; Arthropoda; Insecta; Lepidoptera; Tortricidae
Exons: 2
Coding region: 73-777 (234 amino acids)
Source: RefSeq, a predicted model, not a curated record
GAAACAUAUUUUGAGACCGUCACACGGGCUUGAUAGUAAAAAAAAAAACAGGAAUCAAAUAGAAAGCAUAAUAUGAGUACUAAUAUCACUGUGAAUACGAAAGACCGGAUAAAUAAUAAAAGGAAAGAUAACAAUGGAAUACAUAAAGUGAUUUAUUCUCUAAGACCACUGUUUAUCUUCGAACAUAUUUUUGGAGUGUUUAGAUUUCGGAUCAAAAAUAGAGAUUUGAUAUCAACUGACUGGAGAAUUAAAGGAAUUGGAUUAGUUUUGGCGAUGAUUUUUACUGGCAUUUAUGGAUCAUUUCUUCUCAACUGGAAGCCUUCAUUUCAACAGAAAAUUACAACAAUAACUUCAUUAAUUACGAUUUUAGAAUAUUCUAGCUCGGUUGUAUGUUUCAUAUUGUAUAUUGCAGUUGUAAUAAUUCAUUUGUUAUUAAGGAACACUGUCAACGUUCGUAUUAUCUCAAAUUUUGCGGAAAUAGACUCAAGAUUAAACCUCACCGUGAUGGAAAGCUUUUACAGAACGGCAAGGAACUAUAAUUACACCAUUAUUAUUGCAACACUCGCCAUAAAUUCGGUAUACUUCAUGUGGUACCGGUACUCCUUGAGUAGAAAUGUCACAGAUUUUAUUUAUUUUUGUUUUGUCGGCAGCACAUACACGUUGCAUGACGUUGAAAUUUUGCUUGUAUGUGUCUUGGUUCACAUGCUUAAAGUCCGACUGGUUAUACUUAAUAAAUGUCUCGAUGGGCUUGUCAGAGAAAAUAAAAUACAAGUGUGA